This is a messenger RNA of Aspergillus heteromorphus CBS 117.55, 1724 nucleotides long. RefSeq names its product Gfo/Idh/MocA family oxidoreductase. Gene Ontology annotation, biological process: NADPH regeneration. The coding region runs from base 256 to 1530 and encodes 424 amino acids. The record is from RefSeq and is a predicted model, not a curated record. Lineage: Eukaryota; Fungi; Ascomycota; Eurotiomycetes; Eurotiales; Aspergillaceae. Gene Ontology annotation, cellular component: cytoplasm. Gene Ontology annotation, molecular function: oxidoreductase activity; nucleotide binding. The transcript has 2 exons.
AAUCCACUGUUUGUCUCCCUUGCGCCAAACAUAACAUUCCAUUCACUCCUGCACUUCUGGUCUCUAGAAGACCUCGUCUCAUUCCUCGAACAACCCCGGAGGAUGCUCUUUUCUUCUUCUUCUUCUUCUUCUUCUUCUUCUUCUUCUUCUCCUCCGCGCUCAAUCUCCCUUCCUGCCGAUUGAGUCAAUCGAAAAAAAGCGCAGUUACUCCAUUGUCCCAGUAUCCCAAUUCGACCCCCAAAACCCCCCUCCAAAAUGGACGCGACCCCAACCCUCCUGCGCGUCGGCAUCCUCUCCGCAGACGAAGGCGCGCGAGCCAUCCAAAACAUCUACCUCCCGGCCCUGCAAGCCCUCCCAACCAGCUACCAAGUGAAGCUGCUGUACAACGGCACCGACAAGAACAAAACCCCCAGCAGUAGCACCAGCACCAGCACCAGCAACACCCUCUGCAACGACAACCUCAGCAGCAACGGCACGACGACCCCACCCCCAGACAUCCCCAGUGCCUCCACCCCUCGCGAAAUCCUAUGUGACCCCACCAUCGACCUAAUCCUCAACUUCAUGCCCAACGAAUACCACGAAACCUACACGAUCGCCGCCCUGGACGCCGGAAAAAACGUGAUGGUCGAAACGCCCGUGAGCCUGAGCAUCCCGAGCGCGCGGCGGAUCAUCGACGCGGAGGCGCGCGCGCCCAACAACGCCAAGGUGUUCGUGGCGUGCGCGCGGCGCUACGCGCCCUGCAUUGAGAAGGUCUUCAAGCGCGAAGUCGCCAGUCUGGAUCGCAUCUACUACGCGCGCUGCCGCAAUAUUGCUGGUCCUUGCGCGGCGCAUACCGCCACUGCUCACCAUCACCAGCCGAUUAUCAGGAAGCAGCUGCAGCCGUGGGGAACGAACACCAACGUGAACGCCGUAGCAGCAGCGGUGGACGCCUCGACCACCCAAGGCCAACAGCUCAAACACGGCCUCCAGCAGGAGAUGUUCCGCGGGCAGGACAUCACCAAGGAGCGGAUCGCGCUGUCCUCGUUCCUCGCGUCGCUCGGCUGCCAUGAUCUUGGUCUGAUGCGCGAUACCAUCGGUUACCCGGACACGGUGUCGAGUAUCUCGGUCAACGAGCCGUACUUCUCUGCCGUGUUCCAUUACUCCACCGGUAGUGGCGGGAAGAAAGAACACCCGUUCACCCUGAUGUACGAGACGGGGGUUGAUGCCGUGCCGCGCUGCGAUGCCCAUUUGGCCGUGUAUGGGGAUACCAAGACGGUGAGCGUGUCGUAUGGUUUGCCGUAUGGCACGCGUCAGCCGGUCCGGGUGGUCGUGGAGACGGCGGACGAGAAUGGCGAUAUGAAGAGGCUGGAGACCGUUAGUGGCUGGGAAGAGAGUUACCGCGAGGAGUUGAUCGCCCUGCAUGGCUAUUUGACUGCGGGUCAGUCGGUCAAGACGACUGCUCGUGAUGCGGUCCUCGAUCUGAAGCUGUUUCAGACCAUCUUUGAGCAGUAUGAUCGGCAGUGUGGGACUAUUCGGACUCCGCUGGGUUAAAUGGCUGAUUGUGAAAAAGGAUGGGUGGGUGAGCUUGGUUCGGAUGAAAAAUGGUUGAUUCGCAGGGCUCUAGAAUUAGGGGAUUCGUGCUUUUUUUAUGUUUCAUACCCAGAACGUCAAUGGAAGAGAGUGAGCGCACGAGGCACCAUGAACAAUAUGUAUGUAGUAUCAUUUAGUAUGCUCGGAUUGCUUCU